CAGAUUCUCACAUUCACGCGCUCAUAAGUUUGAAGCAAAGCCUCUCUCAGCUCAAAUCUAGCAGCCCGUUAUUGAGCAAGAAGACUGCGGUCACUUUCUUUAGGAAAUCUAUAACAGGGCUCUACAGACGGCCGUCUUGCUAUGAGGGCUUGAGGGAGGCGAUAAGCGUGCUGUCUUGGUUAUUUGGGAGUUUUUGGCGAUCCGAAUUAACGACAUCUGAGUGCGCGAGCUCAUCGCGAGACGGGCAGAGGAAUGUCGCGCGAUCCGGACGAGGUGAAUAAACUGACCGAGAGCACUUACAAGAAUGUUAUGGAACAAUUCAACCCCGGGUUGCGUAACCUCACAAACCUGGGAAAGAGCUACGAGAAAGCGGUUUCAGCCAUGGUUCUGGCUGGGAAGCAGUACUUUGAUGCUGUAUCUAAGAUCGGGGAGAACGCAGCCGUAUCUCCAGUGUCCAGGGAGCUGGGGGUCAUCCUGAUGGAGAUCUCAGACGUCCAUCGGAAAGUCAACAUAGAACUGGAGGAGAACUUCAGACAGUUUCAUCGGGAGAUUAUUGCAGAGUUGGAGAGGAAAACUGACAUGGAUGUUAAAUACAUGACGGCCACGUUUAAGAGAUAUCAGACCGAACACAAGAUGAAGCAGGACUCGCUGGAGAGAUCGCAGUCAGACCUGAAGAAGCUCAGAAGGAAAAGUCAAGGAAAGAACGCUUCGAAGUAUGAGAGUAAAGAGAAUGAGUGUCUUGAGACUCUCACUCACCGCCAGAUGGACAUGCAGAAGUUCAUGGCUGACGGCUGCCGGGAGGCUCUGCUGGAGGAGAAGAGGCGCUUCUGCUUCCUGGUGGACAAGCACUGCACCUUCUCCUACCAGAUCUCUAAUUUCCAUGACAAGGCUCGAGAACUUCUGACGGAGAACUUGUCCACCUGGCAGGACAAAUGCGGUGACGCUACCAAUGUCCCCGAUAGUGUAAUGUCCAUGAUUGAAGGUCUACGCACUCCAGUGUCCAACACUCCCCAGGCGUCUCCAGCCCUCCAGCGCCUCAACAGAGCCAACUCAGACGCUAUGAUUCCAGCACCUCCAGCACCGCCUCAGACGAGUCCCCUGGCCAACAUGUUCAAUCAGGAGACCUCCAGGAGAGAGGAGAGAGAGUCUGACUACAACAACGAGGACAGCGGAUUGUCUAGGUCUGUGUCGAUGGCCACUGGCCUCAAUCACAUAGACAGAAGACCCAAAGUGCGCACCAUUUUCCCGCACAAGUCUGGAAACAACAACACGUUGCUGAGUUUUGAAGAAGGAGACAUUAUCUCACUGCUGAUUCCUGACGAGAAGGAUGGCUGGCUUUACGGAGAGCUGCAGAAAAACAAACAGCGAGGCUGGUUUCCAUCAUCUUACUGUCGCGCAUACACAGAGCUAGCAGUAAAUAACAGUACUGCUGGAAAUCCUCCGAUGCGCAGUAAGAGCGUGGUCAACCUCAUGCAGAAGGACCCAGAGGACAACAUGAUGGCUCUGCCUCCAGCGGACUACAACGUUUCGCCCGUCAGGAGAAACUCCACCAAGAGUCUGAUGCAGACGUACACCUCCACAUAUGAAAACCCGGUGGUGCCUCAGUCAAACGGGCUGCCAAAGCAUCCUAUCCUAGGGGGAGGGAAUCCAUUCGCUACUGUCAAACUUCGGCCCACAGUCACCAAUGACAGAUCAGCACCCGUCAUCUGAUCAACACCACAGAGACCCGCCGCCGAGGAUGCUGGGAUUAUUCACAGGGCUUAUGCAUACACACACACCACAUACUGUUCAACCACUAUUUAUGUCAGUCCCCUUUAAACCUCUCUCUCUCUGUGUAUACAUACACACACACAGACAUACAUAUAUAUAUAUAUAUAGAGAGAGAGAGAGAGAGAGGGAAUCGAUGUAUAUGCAUUUAGUUGUAAUGAUCCUUAGUCAGAUGCUUAACUUUCAGAGUAUCAUUUUGUAAAUAUAUGAGAGAAGAUGGGUGUGAUCUUUAGUUUUUUAAAUCAUUGUCAAGAUAUUUUCUAACAUAUACACUAGAUGGGAACCUGCGUUAGCAGAAAAGUCCUGAUGAUAGUGAUG
Sinocyclocheilus anshuiensis is the source of this 2085-nucleotide messenger RNA. RefSeq names its product brain-specific angiogenesis inhibitor 1-associated protein 2-like protein 1. The record is from RefSeq and is a predicted model, not a curated record. Gene Ontology annotation, biological process: plasma membrane organization; actin crosslink formation; positive regulation of actin filament polymerization. Bases 253 to 1710 code for a protein of 485 amino acids. Gene Ontology annotation, cellular component: nucleoplasm; cytosol. The transcript is spliced from 14 exons. Gene Ontology annotation, molecular function: protein binding. NCBI's taxonomy places the organism in Eukaryota, Metazoa, Chordata, Actinopteri, Cypriniformes, Cyprinidae.